UCUAUAUAAACACCUCCAUACAUGCUCAUUCUAUCUACCAUCACCUCUCUCUCUCUCUCUCUCUCUCUCUCUCUCUCUCUCUCUCUCUCUAGGUCAAGAUGAAGUCUUCCAUGAAGAUGUUUGCAGCAUUGUUGCUUGUUGUCAUGUGUCUAUUAGCCAAUGAAAUGGGUGGUCCGCUGGUGGUGGAAGCGAGGACAUGCGAGUCGCAGAGCCACAAGUUCAAGGGGACGUGCUUGAGCGACACCAACUGUGCCAACGUGUGCCACUCUGAGAGGUUUUCUGGUGGCAAAUGCCGUGGGUUUCGACGCCGGUGUUUCUGCACCACGCAUUGCUAGAUCGAACCAGUAUGUUUCAUGACCGGUUGUUUGAGAGUCCUGUUUGAGUUGUCAAUGUGUGUUAGUUGUUGCCUCAAUAAGUUUCUUCUGCUUGUUUUGUAUGGGAUCUUAGUAUCUAUGUAUGUAAUGUGAUUGGUCAAUCACUUUCUUAUUUAUCUUAUCUUCUCUUCUCUUCUU
Helianthus annuus (common sunflower) is the source of this 512-nucleotide messenger RNA. RefSeq names its product defensin SD2-like. NCBI's taxonomy places the organism in Eukaryota, Viridiplantae, Streptophyta, Magnoliopsida, Asterales, Asteraceae. The record is from RefSeq and is a predicted model, not a curated record. The transcript is spliced from 2 exons. Gene Ontology annotation, biological process: defense response. The coding region runs from base 99 to 335 and encodes 78 amino acids.